Pseudomassariella vexata is the source of this 528-nucleotide messenger RNA. RefSeq lists its product as uncharacterized. The annotation marks the transcript as partial. The transcript is spliced from 3 exons. The record is from RefSeq and is a predicted model, not a curated record. Gene Ontology annotation, biological process: mycotoxin biosynthetic process. Lineage: Eukaryota; Fungi; Ascomycota; Sordariomycetes; Amphisphaeriales; Pseudomassariaceae.
UUCAAUGCCGAGCUUUUUUCCACGUCUGUGUACAAAGGACAGUCACGCAAAGAACUUGAAGCUUGGGAGAAACUAGUCGAUCAUCCAAUGAUCUUAGCUGAUUAUCAGACGCUGCAGGCAUUUGAUGCUACGACAAAACCUACCAAAGGAAUCGACCAUCAUUAUUACGCAACAGUUGAAGUUUUCCAGCAUCUUCACUGCCUAGAUAUAACUCGGAAAUUUAUCUGGCGAGACCGCUACCAACACGUCGACACUUUCCAAGAUCCUCCCGAAGUCGUGUGGAAGCACACAAACAGUACAACAGAUUACUGUGUAGACCUACUACGACAGGUGCUUAUGUGUAAUAGUGCUACUGGCUUGUUAAUUUACACUGAUAUUGGCAGUCAACAACCUGAAUCUCGCGUCUCGACAAGCCACAUGUGUAAGAAGUUUUCACAAAUAUCAGGGUGGGUGUGGAAGCAUGAUUCGGAGCUUGGUGUAUAUGCAGAAACACCAUCAUCGCUUUGUGGCUUUUUUGGACCGUGGUAG